AAUUUUCUUAACGAAAUUGGUCUCAUCGUCUUCGUCCCUCCCUCUUCCCUGUUCCCAGGAUAAGAUUCUAAAGCCUCUGACUCUGAUAGCCCGAGAACCUCUCCGAAAUUACCAACUCACCCUCAUCGUCAAUCCAUCCCUUCCUCCCCUAAAGCGCUAGCUUCCUCUUCAAUCCUCCACUCAAUGUCUACCGCUUCACAUUAAUCGAAGCUCGUCCCUGUGACUCCAACCAUGAACUCGGCCGCCACUUUUCGGGCGAACUUCAUUCCCUUAUCUUCGCACUUCAGCACUUCUUGCUGUGACCUCCGCUUCCUCCCCUCGAUUUCUUCUGCAAUUAAUUGUCGCCGUAAAUGCAGCAGUUUGCGACGGAGCCGCGUGUCCAGGCUAGUUCGUCGCGGAAAGCGGGGGGUGGUUUGCCGAGCGACUGAGACGGAGACCGAGCCAGAAAGUAACGACGACAAGGAAAAGAGAGUACAUGAAGAUGGGGAAAUGAGAACUUCUGCUGAAUCAAAUGCCCCAGUAGCUGAUCAAGUAGAUGACCAGUCAGCUGUGACAGAGAUUCACAAUUCAAACAGUCAAAUAAAUGGCAACGGCACAGGCACCAAGGCACAAGAUGGUAAUGAGGAUGGAGGUGAUAUGGAAGUUGCGAGUGGAUCACCUCUUCCAGGUGUGAAGCCACAGCAACUAGAUGAAUCAGCCAGGAUACCGAAGGAAACAAUUGAAAUUCUUAGGAACCAAGUGUUCGGCUUUGAUACCUUUUUUGUGAUAAAUGAGGAGCCAUAUGAGGGUGGAGUAUUGUUUAAGGGAAACCUCCGAGGUCAAGCAGCUAGAAGUUAUGAAAAGAUAACAGAGAGGAUGGAAGAAAAGUUUGGGGACCAAUAUAAGCUUUUUCUUUUGAUCAACCCAGAGGAUGAUAAACCUGUAGCUGUUGUGGUUCCAAGAAAGACCCUACAACCAGAAACUACUGCUGUCCCAGAAUGGUUUGCAGCAGGAGCUUUUGGAUUGGUUACAGUCUUCACUUUACUUUUGCGAAAUGUUCCUGCAUUACAGUCAAACUUACUGUCAACUUUUGACAAUCUUGACUUAUUGAAGGAUGGUUUGCCUGGAGCCCUUGUAACUGCAAUUAUUUUGGGUAUCCAUGAGAUCAGCCACAUUUUAGCUGCAAAAGAAAGCGGAGUUAAGCUAGGGGUGCCAUACUUUGUACCAAGUUGGCAGAUAGGCUCUUUUGGUGCUAUUACUAGGAUUUUGAAUAUUGUACCCAGGCGUCAGGAUCUUCUGAAGGUUGCAGUAGCAGGACCAUUAGCUGGCUUCUCCUUUGGUUUUAUCCUUCUACUUUUGGGGUUCAUCUUGCCACCUGGGGAUGGUCUAGGUGUUGUUGUUGAUGCAUCCAUCUUUCACGAAUCACUUCUUGCUGGUGGUAUAGCAAAGUUUCUCCUUGGUGAUGUUCUGAGAGAAGGUACUCCAAUAUCCGUCAACCCUCUUGUAAUCUGGGCCUGGGCAGGACUUCUCAUUAAUGCAAUUAACAGCAUCCCUGCAGGGGAGCUUGAUGGGGGAAGAAUCUCUUUUGCCAUAUGGGGAAGAAAGGUUUCAUCUCGCUUGACAGGUGCCUCAAUCGCGCUGCUUGGACUGUCCUCCUUGUUUAAUGAUGUCGCAUUUUAUUGGGUAGUUUUGAUAUUCUUCUUGCAGAGAGGGCCAAUUGCCCCUCUUUCUGAAGAAAUUACCGACCCCGACAGCAAGUAUGUCGCCCUCGGAGUUGCAGUUUUGUUAUUGGGAGUGCUGGUGUGCUUACCUUACCCAUUCCCUUUUACAAGUGAAGCCAUUACAGGUUUCUAGCUGUAGAAUAAAUACCCUAUUGAAAAUAUGUUGUAGGUAGACAAGGGUAGUAUUACCUAGUUUCCUCUCAAGAGAACCCUUAAAUAUUGGCUCAUAAGGAAUCUGAUUAUAUAUAUCAACAUUAUAUAGUGAGAAUAAUCCUCUUGAGAGAUGUUUCCAUCUUCCACAAAACAACAUCCUUAUGGGUAUGAAACUUUUGCAAUUUCCAGUACUUCUGUAUUAGAAGCCAGGCCCACUGCUCCAAACAGGGAGUUGGAUUGGUUCA
This is a messenger RNA of Diospyros lotus (date-plum), 2098 nucleotides long. RefSeq names its product probable zinc metalloprotease EGY2, chloroplastic. Bases 232 to 1833 code for a protein of 533 amino acids. NCBI's taxonomy places the organism in Eukaryota, Viridiplantae, Streptophyta, Magnoliopsida, Ericales, Ebenaceae. The transcript is spliced from 13 exons. The record is from RefSeq and is a predicted model, not a curated record. Gene Ontology annotation, biological process: proteolysis.